CUGUCCUGUCUGCGAUUCGUCUUAAAGCAGUACACGAUUCUCUGAGGGCAAGAGAUAAUCUCUCUCCUUAACGGACUGGAUCUCCUAGGUAAUGUAUCCGGAGUUGGAGGAAGUCGGUGUAUUGUGUUCAGAAGCUCAGGCAAGUCGUGAAGGUGAAUUAAGAUCCUUGUGCCGUCCGAGAUCACAUGGGAACAGAGUUUGUGAUUGGUUUCCUGGAAGCGAUGAUGCCUGAUGUCAGCCCUCAUAUCUACAUCGUUGGUUCAAGACGGAGCACCUCGGUGGUCAUCUAUACCAAACAAGGCAAUUACACGUUAAACAUCACCCCUUACCAACCAGUCCAGUCAUUGGACCUUAUGAACGCUGCAAUUGCAGGAUCAGAAGCCAUCGUUGUCAAGGCAGACCAUGAGGUGAGCGUGUACGGCAUUGAUAGAGGCAACUCCAUGGAUUCCUUCCUAGCUCUUCCGACGGACGCUCUCGGCUACGAAUAUUAUGUCGUAACCUACGAGUUAGCAACCCGCAUCAAGAGAGACGAUCGUGGCUCCCAGUUCAUGGUGAUCAGUACCGACCAUGAUACCCGCAUCAGGAUAAACUUCCGUCCUAACAACUAUGCUGUCUGCAAUGGACAAAUUAUUUACUCGGGAAGAGAAGUACCACUGACGAAGCUUCAAACUCUCCACUGCCUUGAUCAAGAUUAUGACCUUACCGGUACGCACAUUGUAUCAAAUAAACCCAUUGCCGUCUUGUCAGGAAAUAAAUGUGCCAAUGUGCCGAAGAAUAACCGGUAUUGCGACCACCUCGUUGAGCAGCUUCCACCCGUCAGCAGUUGGGAAAAGGAGUUCAUCACGUCACCCCUGAAAGGAAGGUCACACGGGGAUCGUUUCCGGGUCAUUGCAGCAAGGAACUUGACCGUCGUGAGGACAACGACAACCGAUUCUUACUUCAUACUGAACGCUGGGCAAUUUAGGGAACUGGACGUGGGAUCGAAUUCGAGUACAGCUAUUGUUGCCAACAGUCCCAUCCUUGUCAUGCAGUUUAGUAAAGGAGGAAAUGUAGAUGGAACAGGAGCUGAUCCCUUUAUGAUGCUUGUCCCUGGGAUUGAGCAAUUCGUAAGUGAGGCUCUUAUUCCUUCUAUCUCUGUCGCCAGUGGCCCCGAACUUACUAAUAACAUCAAUAUCGUCAUCGACUGCAAUGCAAAAUCAAGCCUUUUUCAUGGCAUAUUUCACUUCCCGGAGGAUAACUUUUUAAAUGCUUCUCACACGACAGAGGAAAUGCUGAAGAGAAAGUUUUGUAUAAAGCAACACAGUCUUGUGCACAACCCUUCAGGAGUGUACUUCCUGGAAGACAGAUACAGCGGGUACAAUUCGUUUUCUGUUCUGGUGUAUGGGUAUUCAUCAGGUGAGGGCAACGAAGCCUACGGGAUGCCAGCUGGAUUGGUUCUCCGUAACAACUCCUGCGUCCGCCGAACUCCAGCGAGACUAACUUCUACGGUUCCACCAGGGAUAAUGUGUACCACCUAUGGUCCCCAGUUGCAGCAAAUAUCAAGAUCAGAUCACAAUGUAGAUGUUGUAAGUAAUUUCAUAAAUGACCAUACUGUUUCAGGAGUUCAGACGGAACCAACAACUGGACAAAACCUGAAAUCUCCGACACGAGGUGGUAACUACCUUACAGUUGCCAUUAUUAUUGGAAUGUUUUCUUUUGUUAUCAUUACCAUUCUAGCAGUUUACGUGUGUUAUCUGAAAAGGAAGAUUCGGCGACUGGAGGCGGAGCGGAAAACAUUUGGUCAGCUUCAGCUAAGUUCCAUGCUGGUAGGUCCAGAUGGGUAUAUUGAUCUCGAUGGAUCACAGAUAUCACAACGUGAGUACAUGACGCUUAACAACACAGACGGUGUGUGGCGUGUCGGGAAAGUACGACGCGUUGAUCGUGCCAUGUUUCGCAGUCUAAGUGCAACGAACGGGAAAUCAACGUCUCCUGCAAAUCGAUGCAAUGGUCAGUCUGGGAAUGGAGAGGGUAGUUUUAGGGACAGAAUGCUAACAGCGAGUGAAUCGGCACCUCAUGACAUCACUACUACAAGUGGCAUCCGUCGGCAACCUAGUACCAGCGAGUCUUGCGGAGGUAUGAGCCAGGCUAAUGGUUCAACGGCGGCUCUUAUAUCUAUCAGUCGCCAAGGGAGUAUCAGCGAAGAGCCGAAGGUAGAUUCCUUCCCAAUGCUACGGCCACUGGGAAGCAAUCGCGCUAGUACCAAGCACACCAGCAUUCACAUAGACUCUGAAUUGCACCCAGACCUGGUACCAUCAAGACGCCAGCGGAAACAUCUCUGGCGCAGUGUGAGCAACCCGGGUACUAAUCCAUUCUCGGGUGCCCAUGGUGACUUGAAGGUAUACUACGAAGUCCCAAGGAACAAUAGGCCCUUGACUACGGGCAAUGUCAGCAGCAGCAAUAGCAGUACUUCCCAACACUACGACCGUCCCAGGCGGCAAAGGACUAACAGCGAGGAAAUCUCGCCAGCAGCUAGCAUUUUCUUGACUAAUUUUCCGAAUUCGUUGUCAUCUAGGCACGACGAUGGGUAUAUGAGUAUGAAAGAUCCGCGUGCAUCGGUAUCAAGUCAAGCAAGUGGGUCGCAGGUAGGGGAUAUCUCCCAUGCCUCUGCGUCUACUGCAAACAGUAUGAUGGACAAGGCGUAUUCGUCAAUACCCGAUGAAAAUUUUAACAACGCUAACGAUACCGGUGAUACUGACUCGACAGACUAUACAGAGUUGAACUAGAUACCUUUUUCUUUUUUUAAAGAUGUGCAUUGAGGAGGCUGCUGGAAAAAAGCCAUGGCUAUACGGCUUUGUCAAUUUGUACUAUGUAGAAUGUCGUUUUAAUAUUAUAUAUUGUUCUCUUGCGCAUGAAAAUGCAUUUUUUUUAGGGGGGUGAAAGAUUUUGUUGAAUAAACUGCCAUACUGCAUGAUGCGAAUAUCCAUUUUCAUCCUUGAUUCGUGAUGUUACGUCAUGCCUAUUUUAAUUGAUAUUAGGAGGUAUUUGAUCGAGUCCUAACUAUGUCAAAACGUGUGCAAACUAUUUCCAAUACAUUAUGCCUAGAAAGCAGUUCUAUUGGUUUAUUUAGUAAAAUAACAAUACAUCUGUCUUAUCACAUAAAGUUGAAUCGGUGAUUUUUUUUACCCUCGUGGUAUUGUAACUAUUUCAUAUCUUUAUUAGAUGUUGAUACAUUUUUAUUUGAAAAAAAAGUACAUUAUAUACAAUAUCAGGUCAUUCUUAAUUAAGAUAUCACACAAACAAAAACAAAGUGUUUUACUAUUCGUUUAUGACAGAUGUGUAAAAUGAAAUUCUAAGUAAUUACACUAAGUUUCUUGCAAGUCGACUGCGUUACAGCAAAUUAUAAUCAUUUACAGUAAAUGACAGGUCUUGUGAUAGCUUUUAGCCAAUUAUUUGUUUUGGAUCCAUACCGCCAUUCAUGAUAAAAGGUAUGCUGUUCGAGUAUCAUUUAAGACGCCAUGCUUGCAGUACAGCCUCAAUUCGAGCUUGACAUUUAUAAUGGUAGCUUGAAAUGUAAAAAUUGCUUCUCCGCUUUGGUAUUUCAUAUUAUUAUAUUAAUUGAUAAAUCUAUCAUAGAAUUUCGAACGUAGGCCUAAUUACACGUUACACAAUGCUGCAAAUCAUAUUGUUAUUUGUAGCUAUUUUAGCAAUCUGUAGAAGCAAUACACGUUUUGCAAUUGGUGCAAUUUUUGUCAUGUGAUUCAGAUUCUAGAAAAGAAGAAUUGAUGAAAUCACACAUUUUGCAAUAUGGUAUGUAAAUGAUGGCCCCUAAGUGAAGUUACUCAUGAAUUUCGUGCAUUUAUAUUAAUUUUUGCAAAUAGUUGGAAGUGAAUAAUUAAAAGUUGCUAUAGAACUCGUUUAUCGAUUUCCAUUAUCUUCAAUGUUUCAAUUCUGUUGAUCAAUACCCAAUCACUGAUUCAAUAUUUUUCAUGUAAAGACGAUUUAAACCAUAGAAACAUCAUUUAAAUACAUAUGAACAUCACUAAAUAAGAAAUAUGUCAUGAUUUCAUUUUUCAUAAGAAUGAGCACAUCAUCAAGACUAUUUUUGGUUCUACAUAUCACACCAAGUUCAUCAGUAAAAACAUUGACCUACAUGAGGAAAUUAUGUUCUUCCCAUUUCAUUAUGAGGGGGUGGGCCUCCUAAUAAUGACCAUAUUAUUUCCAUUUUAAUGCACACCUAGAUGUAUUUAUUCAAACUGAUUGUAUCUCUGCACUGCAUUAAAGCUGAAAAGCAGGAAAGUCCCUUGUUUAUCCUGAAGUGCCGAUCCACAGGUUUCUGUUGAUAUUAUAGCAAGUGUUAAUCUAGGACUUCUUUCCCAUCAGCCAUACACAAAAUCAUGAUAAUGACAAAGUGGGUUGAAGGUUGCGCUUUAGUUUGGUUUUUAGACUGUCAGGAAGUUCAUAUUUUGAGGAGAUAAAGUGAUCUCGCACCUGAUUUUAUUUUUGUGAACGUGAUAGUGUUUCCGCGGUGUUGUAACUAUAUAAAAAAAAUCUGCUCUGUACCCAUUUUCUCAUUUGACAGCAAUUUGUAUUUUGAAUUGUCAAGAUGUGAAAGAAAAUGUUUUCUGAUUUUGGUGAUAAACUCAACCCAGCUAUAGUGCAUGAAUGCUUAUCAUUACAACAAAACUAGUAGUAAUUUCUGAAUAUACAAUCAUGUAAACUCAACGAAGCAACUCGAGGAGGGGAAGGGCAUUAACGAAGUAUAAAUUACCAUAAGAACAAGUCACAAUAAACAAAAAUAAAAAGUUGGGGUUGUCGAUUCGACAUUUACCAAUUAGAUAUUGUUCGAAUAAUAUUUCAGUCGUACACAAUCGAGUUUCAAAUACAGCGGAUAUAACUUAUGAAUGACCUUUGAUUGUUCUUUAAUGACAAUAAUCGAGAAAGAAAAAAAAUCGAAUCUCGGCAUUCAUCAUGCUUGAAAGAAAUUUAUGAUCCUUUAAUUCUCAACCAAAAAUGGGCGCGGUCAUAGAAUAAGGCUAAAAACUCUUGCAGUAUCUCUAUUUUUGGUUGUUAUGAACCGUGGAUAAAAUACUCGUGUCAAUCUUUUGUCGCAUAAUAUCAUCAUUCCAGACAUGCAGUGUGACAUCCAAACACGCCUGUGAUUGCUUCUUAAGCAUCCUCUCCAAACCGACCUAAUGUAUUUUGAUUUCAUAAAAAAUAGAUUAAUGCAUUAUAAUUAUCAUUAAAUACAAUCCGGUGAAAACAUAAACAAAUGUAACAUUUUCGUCCCAUUCGGAAGGAGCAUACUCACCUUGUGAGGUAUAUAUUGUACUGAUUUAAUGAGAGACUUUUCAGAAAGAUAUCCAUGAAAAUCAUUGACUAGGCCUAUAGCCUAUUGCAAUAGCUAUUUCUUGGCAAUAACCAUGAUAACGUUGAGAAAGAACAGAAACGGCAAAUCAAAAUACUGGGUACUAUUCUAAUUAUCCCACCAAUCUGACCCUUAAAAAAUUGUCGGGUUCAUUUCUGUGCGGCUUUAUAUACCCCCCCAUUCCUGUCGGGAGUACCCCCACGGGGCACGGGGAGUUGUUAUUCAAAACAAUUUCCACUUUUAUCUUUACUUACACUAAACGCGUUUUCAUUUCAUUUUUUUAAACGAAUCUCAUUUUACUUUGUCAUCUCUAAAAAUAAGGGCUUAUUAAGUCAUACUACUAGUAUAUCACAGUUUCGUCUAUGUAUAAUGUAUCUUUAAGAUAAACUAUUUUCCUUACAUCAUCCAUGUAAGUCCGUUUGAAAUAGUGAGUGCGGUAGUGACCGAAAUAAAUGAACUUAUGACCAACUUGCGUCACGAGGUAAAAAACAGUUUCUGUUCAUCAAUGAGUAAUGUUUAUAACGAAACAAGCAUGUGUCUUCUUCAUAAUCUUCCAUCGUACUCGACUCAAUUCGAAACCCUUUACAUUUCUUCCUCAUUCUGAAGAUUAACGAGGAGAUUGUAGAUUCUUACAAACCCACAGACAAAAUUCAUGUACUCAUGAUAAUCUUGAUAAUACAAACACUCUUAAGUUCGUACUGUUGCAAACCCUAGCCACGGGUUUGGACGCAGGUGUGACAUUGGUUUAGGAAAUGGUAAUUUAGGUCGCACUUUUCCAGCAAUAAUGUUUGUUCCUUUUCCUGCAAAUGUUUAUUAUGGUUUUUUUUUCGAAAGCAACCCCACCCGAUGACUAUCGUAUAGAAUCCAUGCUAUUCUUGGAUGAACAGAGAUAUAACAUAUCAUCUGGCAGUAAUGGCCGAUAGGCAGGGGCUUAGGGACGAUUUUUUUUUAAAAGAGGGUGUGCCGCUUUUUUUUUAUUAACAAGCAAAAAGAAAAAAAAAAUUACGAGAAAAAUUAAUUUUCCUUCCAAGAUGAAGAUGAUUUUGGUAAAAUUGUAUACUUCAGCAUACCAUUCUGAUUUCUAGGGGUGCGGCCUAUGAUGAAUGUCAUACGUAACACCCCCAGAAAAAUCGUGUGGGUGCUUCAGCACCCCCGGACCCUCGCUUCCCAGGGCCCUGCCGAUAGGUUCUAUGAUGGAAACUAAGUCGAUAUAUAGCAGAUGGGGCGAUUAAGGAGUGCGUUGAUAUGAAAAGCUGAAUAUAUCAUUCCCCAAAUUUCUCUUUCAUUGGGUUAAUGAUAGUUUUUAGUCAUACUUGUUGAUUUUUUUUAAGUAUCACAAAUGGACCAGAACAUAUAACGUCCCUUUGGCACAUUGUUUUUGACAUCAAUUUUCUGUGAGAACUCGCGUUUGUCUUUCUGUGUCUCGUGUUAAGUCUCAGUUGUCAUUUGUUAAGUUAUUCAUUUUUACAGUUUAGGACAUCGGGCAAUUGUAGAUUGUAAAAUAAAUCCUGUAUAGGAUAGGAAAUCCAGCCAUGGGCUAUCUAAUCGCGUUUUCACUCUCAUUUACUUGUUUCAUUAUGCAGAUCAUUACGUAAAUCAAUCAUGACCUAUGUCAAUUCGAAUUUUUUUAAAAGAGUAUGUGUAAUAUGUUAUGUUACCCAAACUGGAUUUGGGUAUCAGACUCUCGAAUAUUCUGUCUCGUCAAUUUUGUAGUAUGGAGUAUAUUGAAAAAGUUAAAUAUAAUAUAAUUUGGAUUAUCAAGUAAUAUAUUGAGUACUUUAAUGUGUAAAGUAUUUGGUUGUUUCAAAAGAAAAGUUUAAUUCGCUCAUAUACUCUUGGCAUGUACAUGAUAAUUUGAUUACAGUUUGUAAAUAUAUUUUGUUGCCACGUACAGU
Molecule: messenger RNA, 7239 nt
Organism: Lytechinus pictus (painted urchin)
Lineage: Eukaryota; Metazoa; Echinodermata; Echinoidea; Temnopleuroida; Toxopneustidae
Exons: 3
Coding region: 186-2762 (858 amino acids)
Source: RefSeq, a predicted model, not a curated record